Molecule: messenger RNA, 2366 nt
Organism: Gossypium arboreum
Lineage: Eukaryota; Viridiplantae; Streptophyta; Magnoliopsida; Malvales; Malvaceae
Product: probable protein phosphatase 2C 12
Exons: 10
Coding region: 435-1721 (428 amino acids)
Biological process (GO): protein dephosphorylation
Molecular function (GO): protein serine/threonine phosphatase activity
Source: RefSeq, a predicted model, not a curated record
CACGUCAGAUAUUAGAAAAAAUGGAAAAAAAAGGGGAAAAUCAAGAAGGAAAGCCGCUUCAAUUCCGCAUCGUUAAAGGGAGCGUUGUUCUUUUCUUUUCUCCUGCUGUUUUCAUUUCUCUCUCUCGCUCGCUCGCUCGCUCGCUCGCUCCAAAGAGUUGGUUUUUUUCCAAUCGAGAAAGAAUGGAAAAUUUGAAGGACGCCGGGAUCCGUGUUUCUCGGUCGCAGCGACGAAUGCAAUUCGCUACGUCUUCUUCAUAUUCUCUUCGCGCCUAAUCUCCCUCCGUCCUCUGCUAUCCACGGAUUUCUCUUCAUCUUCAUUCCCUUCUCUUCACACUGCUUUUAUAAUGGAAUUCAUGGAGAAUUAGAGGCAUUGCAUUAGGAGGACGACUUUUAGCUACUGGUGUGGUUUUUGGAUUUGGAAAUAUUUUAACAAUGUCCUCGAAAGGUGAACAUCAAACAGUGCCGCUGUCGGUUUUACUAAAACGAGAAUCGGAAAGCGAAAAGAUCGAAAAUCCAGAGAUUUUACACGGACAAGCGAGCCAGAGCAAGAAAGGUGAAGACUUUACGUUGCUUAAAACUGAAUGCCAAAGAGCAAUGGGAGAUGGCGUCGCCACAUUCUCAGUUUUCGGGCUCUUUGACGGACACAACGGGUCUGCUGCUGCUAUUUACACUAAAGAGAAUCUCCUUAAUAAUGUCCUAAGUGCUAUUCCUGCGGAUCUUAAUAGAGAUGAAUGGGUUGCUGCGCUGCCGAGGGCUCUGGUUGCAGGCUUUGUCAAAACAGAUAAAGAUUUUCAAGCGAAAGCAAAAACAUCGGGAACUACUGUGACCUUUGUGAUAAUAGAUGGAUGGGUUGUAACAGUUGCAUCUGUUGGUGAUUCCCGUUGUAUAUUUGAAUCGGGUGAAGGUGGAAUAUAUUACUUGUCAGCUGAUCAUAGGCUUGAAUGCAAUGAAGAGGAGAGGGAGCGGAUCACUUCAAGUGGUGGUGAGGUUGGUCGGUUAAAUACUGGUGGUGGUACACAGAUUGGUCCUUUGAGAUGUUGGCCCGGAGGCUUGUGUCUGUCACGUUCUAUUGGUGAUAUGGAUGUUGGGGAGUACAUUGUUCCUGUUCCAUAUGUAAAACAAGUAAAGUUGUCUACAGCUGGUGGUCGGUUAAUCAUCUCUAGUGAUGGUGUUUGGGAUGUGUUAUCCGCUGAAGUAGCUCUUGAUUGCUGUCGAGGGAUGUCACCAGAUGCUGCAGCUGCACAGAUUGUGAAAGAAGCUGUACAUACAAAGGGUCUUCGAGAUGAUACAACCUGCAUUGUUGUUGAUAUCUUACCACUAGAGAAGCCAUCUGCUCCUUUGCCACCACCAAAGAAGGCUGUAAAAGGUAAGUUGAAGGCCAUGUUUCGUAAGAAGCAUUCUGAGGCAUCUUCUCAGUCUGAUAAAGAAUACAUGGAGCCAGAUGUGGUGGAAGAACUAUUUGAGGAGGGAUCUGCUAUGCUUUCAGAAAGGUUUGCUACAAAAUAUCCACUGUGCAACAUGUUUAAGCUGUUCACAUGUGCAGUCUGUCAAUUAGAGAUGAAACCUGGAGAGGGUAUUUCAAUUCAUGCUGGGACAUCUAAUUCAGUAAAGUUGCGUCCAUGGGAUGGUCCUUUCCUUUGCUCCACUUGCCAGGAGAAGAAAGAAGCCAUGGAAGGGAAAAGACCAUCAGGAAGUAGACAUGGUAGUGACAGCGAUUAGCUAGACCCCCCAAAUUACUGCAGCAUUUUAUGGGCACUAACAAUUGUUUCAGAGGUGGUCGUAAAUGGGAAAGAUAUCACAAUCAUAUACUAUAGUAAUUUCCUUCAAUUUCUUUUUGGGGGGGUCAUGGAGCAUUCUGGUCCACUUUCAACUGAGGGUUCAUUUCCAUCUAUACUCACAAGCCAGAAGAACAAAGUUCAGAUAUGGGUUUAGAUUUUUGUUUUCUGGGUUCCAAGUAAGAAGACUUGUGUUUAAGUCGAGUGAAAAUGGAAAAAGAAAAAAAAAAUUUAAAAAAAGAGACAAGAUAUGCUUCAUAGGUUAUUCCAUUUUUCCAUCGAUGUCCAUGCCAUUGUAUACCAGUCGCUCCAAUUCAUAAAACUAACAUUAAAUGAUAGUGGACUUGGAAGUGUAAUGCUUAUAAUAUAUAGGGAAUUUGUCAGAAGUUAGGAAAAGCUUUGCAUGAUUAGUUUGCUGAAUGAAAUUUGUUCAUGGUGUUAUUUGUUCCUUCCUUCGACAAGUGGGAAGUUAAAUCUUUGGAAUGGAAAAUUUAUCAAUUCUAUUAUUUCUUAAGAAAUGUAAUGUAAUGUAAUGCAAUGCAUUGUAUUAUUUAUUUAUUUCAAUAUUAUUUUCUACUGUUUUGAUAAA